AACAAAAAGUACGUUUUGCAAUAUACCUGAGUCAUAUUUAUCAUUGUUAAAAAAAAAAAAAAAAAAAAAUGAAUAGUUUUAUAUUCUUUAUGACUUUUGUUUUAACAUUUCAAUGGAUCAACUGCAACGCUAAUAACACGUCAAAACUUGGAAUAUCACCAUGUAUGUAUGCAGGCGAUUUUGAUAGUUCUGGAUAUUAUUGUCCAACAACUACCAUGAAUAUUAGUUUGUUACCAUCUAACUGUACUUCAUUUGUUUAUGAAGGAUUCAAUUAUGAUUAUGAACUCAAUAUUAUGUUACCAGGCCAUGCUAAAGGUAACAUAAUUAGUCUUUGUACAUCUGGUAAGCCAGUGUAUUUAUAUCUUGAUUACGCUGAACAAAUGAAUUGGAUGAAUGAGGUUAAAAAUGCAAGUACUUCAACAAUCAAAGUACUCAAUUUAGUAAAUAUGUUAGAUAAACAUAAUAUAACGGGUUUAAUUCUAAAGAAUUUGAAUAGUUAUCCACCUCAAGAUGGUAAUUUUGAUGAAUCAUUUUACAAGAAUUUGACAAAUUAUGUUACUGUAUUAAAAACAAGUUCAGUGUUUUCUGAGGUUGGAUUAUUUAUAAAUGCAAGCGACAUGAUUUAUCAUAGAAAUAAUCCUAAGGCUCCAGGUUGGCUCGAUUAUGAUAAAUGGUUGAAUAAUAUUAUGGAUUAUUAUAUAAUUAGUUUUGAUAAAUUUAAUCCAUGUAAUGACAAGUUUAAAACUGGAAUCGUUCCAUUAAAUGACAGUAAUGUUCAGACCAAUAAUACCUUGGCGAAAUUUCUAAAUGUUUUAAAAGACUCAAAAAUGCUAAAAGACAAAAUUUAUCUUGAAUUUUCAUUGAGCCCGACCGUAAAUGACACAACGAACGAAAAUCUACCCACGUGUUGCGUGUCAUAUAAAAAAUAUUGUGAACCUGGCAACUAUAAUCUUUUCUGGUGUGCUGAUAAUGCUGAUGCAUUUUUUCAAAAAGGUAAAUUUGCAAGAGACGUAAACGCAAAAGGAAUAGUAGCAAAAUAUAUCGAUACAAGUGAUCCAACUGGAAAUUGUGGUUGUGAUAAUCAAAAUCAGUUUAUUACUUAUUCAAUGAUAUUCCGUGGUUUUUUAAAUCAAGCUCCUAUCACAGACUGCCAAAAACUAAACCAAGUUACUAAAACAUAAAUAUUUAUAUCUAUCUGUUAUAAUUCGGAAUUGUUUUAAAUCAGUCUAAUUAUCGAAGGAAUAAAUGUUACUUACUUUAAUUUAUGUAUAUAAGAUUAUGAUAAUAAAAAAUGAGUAUCCCAAUUUAGUUGUGAAAUGAAAGAUUAAAAAAAAAAAAAAAUCAAAGAAAAUUUACAACUAUGGUAAAAAUAAUAACAGUAUGUAGUAAUAAUGGAAAAAUGUCUCUAAUCCUUUAAUUUAUCGUUUAACCCCAUCAUUUAUUUCUACAAUGAGUAAAGUGUUUUUAAACACUAUUAAAACGUGGUAAGUCUAAAACUGAGAACAUUUAAGUAUAAAAUUUUGUCACUCACUUAUAAACGCCAUAGAACAGAAUGUGGACAACAAUUCAUUUCGUAAAAUAACAGGUUUUUAAUAAAAUUAUACAUAAUGUGUAAAAAAACUAGGUACCUAUUUAUGAUUUACAAUGGGUUAAAUUAUUAAUUCAAAUAAUUGUUUCCCCUAAUCAUUCGAAUAAAAAAAACUUUCUGUGAAUCAAACUUUCUGCUCGGUAUUCUGAAUUUCGAAUUAAAGAGAAACUAAUAUUUAUGCAUGUUGUAUUAAUUUAUAAAAUAAUAUUGUAAUGAUAUGCUCACACAUCAUAAUUUAUUGUAUAUUUUAUCAUUUCGUUAAAUAAAAUAACGGUCAAGUUGUCGCACGCAGAUAGCCCUCAAUAAAAAACCAAUAAUCCUCUUUUGUCACUGAUGAGAGAAUACGAUCUACAUUGUUCGGUCACGUGGGAACCUAAACGCUAUUGCGACCAUAGGGCGCAAAGUGUUUGACUUAUUCUCAUGUGCCGCCAAAGACAAGGGAUGGUCCAAUGAGGCUCUCCGUCGUCGGAUAGAAAGCCUAUUUCUUGAAGGACACGGAGGCCUUUGAUGGAGCCGCCUGCGACUCUGGCUGGUCUUGACCACGUCGUUUUCUCCCCAGUGCAGGCGCAUCACACAAACGAGCAGGAGCUCUUCCCAAGACCCAUCACACACCCUACAACUCAAGACUGCGGGCGAC
Molecule: messenger RNA, 2225 nt
Organism: Melanaphis sacchari
Lineage: Eukaryota; Metazoa; Arthropoda; Insecta; Hemiptera; Aphididae
Exons: 8
Coding region: 69-1181 (370 amino acids)
Source: RefSeq, a predicted model, not a curated record